AUGAAUUUUAAUGUCUGGAACAUCAAAGAGAUGCUCAGUAUUCCUUCAGGCCCAGGGACUACUAAGUCAUCUAACUGGAAUAAUAAUCAGACUGAUUAUACUGCUCUCAGUGAUUCUCAGUUCCUCUUUGGAUCUCAGUUUUGUCCAGAAAAUUCAGAGACCCUGUCAGCACCCUUGGAUUUCAGUGCCCACUUGAGACAUUCAAAACAGUCACAACAGAAUUCUCUGGAUAGUGAACCUAGUAUUUUCACAAAGUACCAGACAAAACCCCAGCUCUUUGCAGGAGAUACAAAAGAUAUAGGCCUAUUUUCUCUUCCUUUGCCAGUUGGAAAGUCAAAAGGUCUUUUGACACAGUUUGAGGAGAAAAACAAAAGGACAAAAGAUCAAUGUGACAGUGAGACUCUAUACAACUUUGUUUCCCAGGUCAGAGAAAGCAUUCAUAGGUUGCAGACGUCUGUGGAAAAGUCUGAGGAACAUCUCAGUUCAAGAAGCCAAUCUAUUUUGGAUUCUUUGGAGAAUGUGGCUAAGACAUUGCAAGAUACUGCACGGUCCCAGAGUGACCUGAUAUUUGAGGCAGUGCAAGAGAAAAGCAAUGUGGAGCAAGCUAUUCUUGAGAUACAGAAGAAAUUUGAAACUAGUCAAGCAGAGUUUAUAGAAAUGAAAUCCAACCUGGAGAACCUGGAAGUUUUAGUUGCCCAGCAGAGUAAGGACUUCCAGCAACUGUGUGAACAGCUAGACCAGCUGAAUGUGCCCAGUGUCCUAGCAGAACUGAAGAGAUUGAUCUUGGUGCCUCAGAUACCUGAGCAUGUGAAAGACAACACUUCUCAGACUUCACCAAGUCUGACCCAGAGCCUCAAUUUCACCAGGCAGGAAAAAUAUGCCUCUGAGGAGCUGGUUAUGUGGCAGGCCCAGGCUCACACUGCUGCAGGAAACCCAAGUACAGGCUCCCUAGUGACUAGGGAAUUUGGUAUCAUGGGUGAGGGAGCAAAGGGUGAUGCUCUCCAGAAAGAGGUUGCACUGCCAGCCCUUUGGCCUUGUAAAGGAAAUGAGCAUGUAAAGGACAAGUCAGUACAGACUAAUUGCAAAAAUUGGGCAAUUACUAAAGCAGAUUCCAAGAACCAUGGCUCCAGAAUCCCAGGCCAUAAAGUUCUUGGUGACAGUGACCUGCUUUACCAAGGAAAUUCACAGCUCAUAUCCCUGGAUUUACACAACUUUGCAAUGAGCAUUACGAAUCUCUGCCCAGAAUAUCAAGCAAAAAGCAUAUUCUCUUGUGCCCCUAGUGAACAGUUGGAAACUGAACAGAAAGGCAGGACUGUAGAAAGAGGGAGGAAAUGCAAAAGGCAGCCGACCAGGAAAACCCAGAGAGGCAGGUUUGCAAGGAAGAGAGAACAAACCCCAAGUAAGACCUGUAUUUUCAAUUAUAAAUAUCAGAAUCCCCAGUCUCCAGUUUCUGAUGAACGAAUUCCCCCUACGGAGCAGCAGGAACCCCUUGCUCAGCCUCUGCAUCUGCGGGGUCCCAGAAGCUCCAYAAAAUCAGUCUGCCAUGUUCUGGGAGGAACUGUCAAGUCCAGUAAAAUAGCACCAGCAGUGCAAGAGAGCCUCUCAAAGUUUCCUGAAUGUUCUUCCCAAAACAAAGAUCUGCAUUCCAGUAGCUCCCAGGGGGACCACCAAAUGCGCUGGUUCAGUGACCUCAACCUUGGAAAUUCAGAGUCUCCUCCAUGCAAGGAGACAGGGAAGAAUUUGCUCUAUGACCUGGGUUUUGAUAGCAGUGAUGAUGACUUCUGA
This is a messenger RNA of Urocitellus parryii (Arctic ground squirrel), 1785 nucleotides long. RefSeq names its product interactor of HORMAD1 1 (gene Iho1). NCBI's taxonomy places the organism in Eukaryota, Metazoa, Chordata, Mammalia, Rodentia, Sciuridae. Gene Ontology annotation, biological process: homologous chromosome pairing at meiosis; DNA recombination; meiotic DNA double-strand break formation. Gene Ontology annotation, cellular component: condensed nuclear chromosome. The record is from RefSeq and is a predicted model, not a curated record.